Messenger RNA from Vicia villosa (hairy vetch), 885 nucleotides. RefSeq lists its product as uncharacterized. The transcript has a single exon. The record is from RefSeq and is a predicted model, not a curated record. The coding region runs from base 1 to 885 and encodes 294 amino acids. Lineage: Eukaryota; Viridiplantae; Streptophyta; Magnoliopsida; Fabales; Fabaceae.
AUGGCAAAUUUGCUAAACAUGUUCUUUUCAAUAAUGCUUAUCGAAGUAUCUCUUUUAGCAUUGUUGAUGGGAAAUUCCAAAGCAACUCAUCGCUUUAUUGGUAUUAAGGAUCAUAUUGAUCACCAAGUUUCCUUACAAACGAGGAGUGUUCAUCGCAUUGCAAGAUUGAGUCCAGAAGGACCUAAUCCACACCAUGACAAUUCAUUACAGCCAAAAAGUGAUCAUCACAUUGCAAAAUUGAGUCCAGGAGGUCCCGAUCCACAUCACCAUCUUUCCUUACAAACGAGGAAUGUUCAUCACAUUGCAAGAUUGAGUCCAGAAGGUCCAGAUCCACACCACCAUGUUUCCUUACCAACGGGGAAUGUUCAUCACAUUGAAAGAUUGAGUCCAGGAGGUCCAGAUUCACACCACCAUGAUUUCUUGCAAACUAGAAAUGUUCAUGAAAUUGCAAGAUUGAGUCCAGGAGGUCCUAAUCCACACCAUGACAAUUCCUUAAAUCCAACGAGUGUCGAUCACAUUGCAAAAUUGAGUCCAGGAGGUCCCGAUCCACGUCACCAUCUUUCCUUACAAACGAGUAAUGUUCAUCACAUUGCAAGAUUGAGUCCCGAAGGUCCAGAUCCACACCACCAUGUUUCCUUACAAACGGGGAAUGUUCAUCGCAUUGAAAGAUUGAGUCCAGGAGGUCCAAAUUCACACCACCAUGAUUUCUUGAAAACUAGAAAUGUUCAUGGAAUUGCAAGAUUGAGUCCAGGAGGUCCUAAUCCACACCACGACAAUUCCUUACAUCCAACGAGUGUCCAUCUCACUGCAAAAUUAAGUCUAAGAGGUCAUAAUCCAAACUACCCGAAUUCCUUUCAACCUUUGAAUAAUCAUUUCAUUGCAUGA